Messenger RNA from Mauremys mutica (yellowpond turtle), 4207 nucleotides. It is a transcript of the gene WDR62, whose product is annotated as WD repeat domain 62. The transcript has 30 exons. The record is from RefSeq and is a predicted model, not a curated record. The coding region runs from base 90 to 3767 and encodes 1225 amino acids. Gene Ontology annotation, biological process: neurogenesis; mitotic spindle organization; regulation of mitotic cell cycle. NCBI's taxonomy places the organism in Eukaryota, Metazoa, Chordata, Testudines, Geoemydidae. Gene Ontology annotation, molecular function: protein binding. Gene Ontology annotation, cellular component: mitotic spindle.
UUCCCAGAGCAAACCAGUGAGGAUCCCUCUGGGGGCAAAACAGCAGAACCAUUUCCCCCUUCAUUUUGGGGAGGAAGAAGGAGGAGAACAUGGUACCCAGAGUGAAAGGAGGAAGGGGAAUUAACUGCUUGAAGAUAAGCCAGUCAGAGGUUAUGCUUGAGAAAGUAUUGGGAAUAACUACCCAAACCAGCAGUGGUUUAGCUUGUGACCCAAACACCGGGCAGAUAGCAUAUCCUACAGGGUGUGUGGUUGUAAUUUUAAAUCCCCAAAAGAAUAAACAAAGACACAUCUUUAAUACUUCCAGGAAAACGCUGAGUGCUCUGUCUUUCUCACCUGAUGGAAAAUUUAUUGUUACUGGUGAGAACGGGCACAGACCAGCUGUACGAGUGUGGGACGUCGAGGAGAAGAUGCAAGUAUCUGAACUGCAUGGCCAUAAGCAUGGAGUGGCUUGUGUGGCUUUUUCUCCCAACAUGAAGUAUAUUGUGUCAGUGGGCUAUCAGCAUGACAUGAUUGUCAACGUAUGGGACUGGAAGAAGGAUACUCUAGUAGCAUCAAACAAAGUAUCUUGUAAAGUUACUGCAAUAUCCUUCUCUGAGGACAGCUACUUUGUUACCGUUGGCCACCGCCAUGUUAAAUUCUGGUUCUUGGACGCAUCGAGGGAAGUUAAGAUUAAAGAGACUGUGCCAUUGGUUGGUCGCUCUGGACUUCUGGGAGAACUUCACAAUAACAUCUUUUGUGGUGUAGCAUGCGGGCAAGGGAAACUGUUGGGCAGCACUUUUUGUGUUUCUUAUUCUGGACUUCUCUGUCAAUUUAACGAGAAGCGAAUGCUGGAAAAAUGGAUUGAUCUGAAGGUAUCGCUAGCAAAUUGCAUCUGUGUUAGUGAAGAGUUUAUUUUUUGUGGCUGUGCAAAUGGAACUGUGAGGAUCUUUCAUUCCCACAACAUGCAUUAUCUCAUUGAUCUCCCGAAACCUCACUACUUGGGCGUUGAUGUAGCCAAAGAGCUUGAACCAAGACGACCAGAUUCCGUCUACCCAGACACCAUUGCCUUAGCCUUUGACCCAUGCAAUCGUUGGCUCUCUUGUGUGUAUAAAGACCACAGUAUAUACAUUUGGGAUGUUAAAGACACAAACAAAGUUGGCAAAGUGUGGUCAGACCUCUUCCACAGUUCCUUUGUAUGGAAUGUUGAGGUUUACCCUGAGUUUGAGGAUCACAGGUCCUGUUUACCUCCAGGAUCUUUUCUAACCUGUUCAUCCGAUAACACCAUACGGUUCUGGAAUGUGGAAAGCGACACUAGACCUGUGUUCCAGAAGAACAUUUACAGUAAUAACUUGCUGAAGGUGGUGUACAUGGAUAAUAGUCAGCAUUUACAAGAUUCAACCAGUGUGCCUGACAGAAAUGAAAAUGCAGGGUAUCUAGAUGUGAAAGCAGGUGUUCGUGUGAUGCAGGUUAGCCCUGAUGGCCAGCACUUAGCCUCAGGUGACAGAGGAGGCAACUUGAGGAUACAUGAGUUACAGUUUAUGCAUGAAGUGGUGAAGGUGGAAGCUCAUGAUUCAGAAGUUCUCUGCUUGGAGUAUUCCAAACCAGAAACUGGGAUGGCACUGCUGGCUUCAGCAAGCAGAGACCGAUUGAUUCAUGUAUUAAACGUAGAUAAAAAUUAUAAAUUGGAGCAAACUCUGGAUGAUCAUUCAUCUGCCAUAACAGCUGUCAAAUUUGCAGGUAAUGGAGAAGUUCAAAUGAUAAGCUGUGGAGCUGAUAAAAGUAUUUAUUUUCGCAGUGCACAGAAGGUUGCAGAUGGGAUUAAUUUCAUCAGAACUCAUCAUGUUGCUGAAAAAACCACCUUAUAUGACAUGGAUAUUGAUAUCACACAGAAAUACGUAGCUGUUGCCUGCCAAGAUAGAAAUGUCAGGGUAUACAACACUGUCAGUGGGAAACAAAAGUGGUGCUACAAAGGAUCGCAAGGUGAUGAUGGGUCAUUACUAAAGGUACAGCUGGAUCCCUCGGGAACUUUUCUAGCAACCAGUUGCUCUGAUAAGAGUAUUUCGGUCAUUGACUUCCAUUCCGGCGAGUGUGUUGCAAAAAUGUUUGGCCAUUCAGAAAUAGUAACUGGGAUGAAGUUUACCUAUGAUUGCAAGCAUUUAAUCACAGUCUCAGGAGACAGCUGUGUGUUUAUAUGGCACCUUGGCCCUGAGAUUACAAACUGUAUGAAACAGCACUUAGUGGAGCUCAAUCAACUACAACAGCAGAAGAAAGCAAAGGAAUUAAACUGGUCUAAUCAAAUCAGGCGGCAGACCUAUGUUGCUGUGCCAAGUGGAAGGAUGUCCCAGAAGGCAGAAGAGCCGACCGACUACGAUACUGACGAGGAGAGGGAAGAGGAGUCCUCUCUGCAGACUCCAGCCAAAGAAGACUUUGACACAGAUCCUAGCUGCAUCCUAACUAAUGGCAAGCUACCUAUGUGGGCAAAGAGACUGUUGGGAGAGGCAGAAAAUUCGGACAGCAUGACAUUUAACCCAAGGGUGAAUUACCAGCCUCAAGGACGAUGGGCGGAACGUGCUGACAAAGAGCCAAUUAAAACCCUUUUAGACACCGAGAUUAGUUACUUUACCCCAAUAAAAAAUGACUUCCUGGGUGACACUGAACUCGAGCCAAAGAAUCUGGACCAACUGCUCUUGGAGACUGAGAAUUCCCCUAGCAAUGUCAUUGAGGACUUCAAACGCCCGGAUCUCUUCUCAGAGGACGAAACAAAUCAGGAGCCUGAAUCUCUUGAAACUAGUGGAAACAGCAUAUAUGAUGCACAGACCGGGGACAGCUCUCUAGAGGCAGAAAGUAAAUAUGUGAAGGAGCUACAUCUUCAGCCCCUUUAUCAGAAGGAAGUCAAAAAUGGGAAAGACAAAGGCUGCCCCAUCACAUCUCUGGAUUCUGAAACAUCUGCUUUUGAUCAACAACAGGAAGAUGAGGACUCCGUGGGCUCAGAUGGAGACUUGGCCGUGGAAAUAGAAACAACUGAUUUGGAUGGAAACUUCCAGAGAGACAGUUCUUUACCCCAAACCCCAGAACAAGAGAAGUACCUGAAACAUCAUUUUGAGACCUUGGCAGAUGCCCAUGCUGAAGAAAAGUUUGAUGGCUGCUUAAAAGAUUUGAAGCCACCUGAAGAUGUGGAUGAUGGAAAAACCCCGUUCUUGAAUCCGCGUUUGAGUAUUUCUGCAAGAUUUCUCUCACGCUGCCAGAAGAACAGCAGGCUUGCCGCUGCCUUUCUUCCAAGAGCACGUCAGCAAUCUCAAAGUACUACAGAUGCAAUAGACCAAGUUAAGGAAGAGAGUAAAUUAUCUCGGGAGGCCAAGAAUUCAGAGAAACCAUUGGAAGAAAAGCCCCUUGAGGUGGUAGGAAAAACAGACUCCAAGGCAUGCAAUCCCUCAGAAACCCAGAUCCUCAUCAAAAGUUUUGAAAUGAACCUGCAGCCUUUGUGCACUGCGUUCCAAGAGACGUUGCAGCUUUAUGACAAGGUGACUUCAUGCAAAGACUCCACGGAGGAAGAGCUCCUCCAGAUAAAAACCAUGCUUGCCAGCACUUUCAGCUGGAUGAAAACUGAACUGGAUUCCAGAGCAGUCAAAAACAACGCUGACGUUGCAACGGCUACAGACAGUCCGUCCCCUCAGCUCAAACGCCUGCAUGACAAUGAGACGCUUUAUCUCUUGAAACAUUACUCGGAAUCGCUGGUGAGAAUGGUCCAGAAAAAACUUGAUGACUCUAUUAAACCAGAAGUGGCUUGAGUGACCCCGGCAGGUAGAUACGCCAAGGGUAUGUUUUAUUGCGAUGCAGAGCUUGAGAGACCACACAUUAAAUCGAGGCCCCACACGUGACUCCUGCGGAGUCGGACCUUUUACAUAAUAUGCGUGUUAACGGUUGUCUUCUGCACUGUUUUUUUUGUUGUUGUUGCUGUUGUUGGUUUUGGUUUUAUUGUGUGUGUAAAUUGUAUUUUAAUGGCCUCAGCAAACACGGUCCUAAGCAAUAGCCUAACAAACGGCCUUUUUGGAAGAAAGCGCUCAGACUGUUACAGCGGAAACAAGGGGAGAGGAGUGAGGCGCCGUCGCUAUGUUUUGGAUCUGUAUUUUAGGUUGGUGUGUUGUAAGCUGCUUCGGCAAAAGUGGUUUGGGUUUUUUAGAUCCCUGAUACUUUCAAGAAGUCUUUAAAAAUAAAUGUUUUAUUUGAA